This is a messenger RNA of Cervus elaphus (red deer), 1090 nucleotides long. RefSeq names its product lipocalin 2 (gene LCN2). Bases 275 to 874 code for a protein of 199 amino acids. Lineage: Eukaryota; Metazoa; Chordata; Mammalia; Artiodactyla; Cervidae. The record is from RefSeq and is a predicted model, not a curated record. Gene Ontology annotation, molecular function: small molecule binding. The transcript has 8 exons.
CGUGUGGGGGCGGGGCCGGGGGCCCCCUCUGCAGCAUCCCGCUCCUCCGGUCCAGCGUUCGGUCCACAGCCUCCACCUUCCGCCCCGUGCCAGCCUUUCUGUGCGACAGUCGCCGUGUCGCAUCUUCUCGGGGCCCUUGUGGCGCCCGUGUCUACGGUGUCGGGACCUGGGCACGCCGGUGGACGCGAGCGCGCAAGGCGAGGACGACGGCUUCGUAGAAGCCGGUGACUCGGAGGCUGCUGCCUGGACUGCCGGCCUCUUCUGCCCCAAAACCAUGUCCGUAACUCUCCUGUGGCUGGGCUUCACCCUCCUGGGGGCCCUGCACACCCAGGCCCAGAGUUCCACCCCCAGACUGCUGCGGGCCCCACCUCUGUCCAAGAUCCCGCUGCAGCCCAACUUCCAGGCUGACCAGUUCCAGGGGAAGUGGUACGUCGUAGGCGUGGCGGGGAAUGCAAUUAAGAAGGAAGAGCAAGACCAGUUUAAGAUGUACACUUCCAACUACGAGCUAAAGGAAGACGGCAGCUACAACGUCACCUCCACCCUAUUAAGGGACGAGGGCUGUGACUACUGGAUCAGAACUUUUGUCCCAAGCUCCCGUCCUGGCCAGUUCACCCUUGGCAAUAUUAAGAGCUACCCCGGGAUAAGGAGCUACACCGUGCGGGUGGUGAACACCGACUACAACCAGUUUGCCAUAGUGUUCUUCAAGAAGGUUCAAAAGAAACAGGGGUACUUCAAGACCAUCCUUUACGGGAGGACCAAGGAGCUGACCCCUGAAGUGAAGGAGAACUUCAUCAACUUCGCCAAGUCCCUGCGCCUCACCGAUGACCACAUCGUCUUCACUGUCCCAAUUGACCGGUGCAUCGAUGACCAGUAAGCCUGCAGUGCCUCCAGUCUCUCUUUGCUCCCGCCCGCCUCAUGCCAGCCUUUGCCUGGCCCAGCACCCAGUUAGCCCCCCCACCAGCCUGGACACCAGUGACAGGAGAGAGCCCAGAGACCCUUCUCCGGGUCUGCCCCGCAGCAGCUCCUUGGGCUGCAGCCCUGAAGAUGCAGCCCCGCCUUGCCUGCUAAAUAAACACAUGCCCCGCCCCCA